GCGUGUCUAAUACUAAUUUAACCUUCAAAAUGGCGUCCGACACUGAAGCACACUACAGGCUCUCCACUGAACUGCUAGGACAUAGUGGAGACGUCCGUGCAGUUUGUACCUUCUCCUUUAAUGAGACAGACUAUAUUGUGACGGCCUCCAGGGACAAGACGGCCAUGGUUUGGACGAGAGACGAUAAUAAAGAUUUUGUUCUUCAUAAAACACUGACACACCAUACAGGCUAUGUCUCUUCUCUGGUCUCUUUUGUUGAUGAAGAUGAAGUAUUACUGGUAACAGGUAGUCAAGAUUGUUCUAUAUUAAUGCACUCGAUACAAGAUCCUCUUCAACAAGAACCAAUUUUAAAAUACUCAGGUCACAAGGGGUUAAUUUCUUCAUUGAUUUAUCAAAAUUCUUUUCUAAUUUCAGCAUCUUGGGACAGUACUGUCCGUAUAUGGAAUACUGGUUCUAAUAAUGAUUGUAUAGCGUCAGUGAAAGGACAUGAACCAGCUGUUUGGUGUCUCUCAGGACUGUACAACUUUGAUUGUACUAACAGGUUCCUAUCAGGUGGAGCUGAUAAGUUGAUUCGUUUAUGGUCCAUAGACUCCUCCUCCUCCUCUGCCACUCCGACCUCCUCCUCCCCCUCCUGCUCCUGUGUCUGUGAGUACAGAGGUCACUCUGAUGUAGUGAGAGAUGUAAAGGUACUGUCAUGUGACCAGUUCCUCUCCGCCUCCAAUGAUUGUUCUAUUCGUUUAUGGAAUAUUCACACUGGGUUGUGUCUGAAGGAAUUAUUCGGUCAUGAAGCUUUUAUAUAUAGUAUUACGUUAUUGCCGACUGGCUUUGCUUCUUGUGGUGAAGAUGGAACCAUUAGAAUUUGGAGAGAUGAUAAAUGUAUUCAAGUUAUUUCUCUACCUUGUAUCUCUGUUUGGUGUGUCACUGCAUGUGGCAAUGGAGACAUAGUGUCUGGUUCAAGUGAUAGCACUGCUCGGGUUUUUACUGUAGAUGUGAUGAGAUCUGCAUCAGAAAGACACCUUUCUACUUUCCAUACACAAGUUGAGGAGUUCAAAAUGUCACGUAAUAAACAAUCAAUUGAUGUCAGUUCGUUACCGAAAAUUGCAACUGCUUUAUUAGAACCAGGUAAGAAAACUGGGGACACUAAGUUGGUUAAUAAUAACGGAGUAGCUGAAGUGUAUCAAUGGGACGCUGAUAUCUUGCAAUGGGUUAAAAUAGGUGAUGCUGUAGGUCAAGCUGACAGUAAAGUACACAAGGGGAAGGAGUAUGAUUAUGUCUUUGACAUUGAGAUUGAUGAUGGUGGUCAACAGAUGAGGAAACUAAAGCUUCCUUAUAAUAAAUCAGAUGAUCCUUAUGUUGCUGCUGAGAAGUUCCUACAAGCAAACAACAUUCCAAGUUGGUACUUAGACCAAGUAGCUGAGUUCAUUAUGACGAAUGCUGACGUGCAGCAUAAAAGUGAAGGAUACUCCGACCCUUUUACUGGUGGAGCUCGGUAUGUUCCCGGUCAAGAUGCAACACAAAAUCCCUCAAGUUCAGGAAAUCGUUUUGAUCCUUUCACGGGAGCCUCCGCCUAUCAUCCAAGCACUAGCCACGCCUCCUCAAGCCCCGCCCCUAGUAAAGGGAGUUCGGCUUCUACUAAUGUACACUACCCGAUAAGUAUGUAUCAGUCUUAUUCAAGCUCUAGCGAUUAUGUCGAGAAAAUAAUCGGAAAAUUAAGCGAAUUUAGUACCACUAAUAGUGAUGAGUGUUUCUUGACUCCUGAUGAACUUGGAUCUAUAAAAAGUUUUUGUAUGUCUCUAUUCAACUCUCCAUCACAAAUCAGUCUCGAUCACCUCUCUCUCUUAUCCAGGCUUCUUCUAAACUGGCCGCCUCCUUUUCUUUUUCCCGUUCUUGAUGUGAUUCGCUUGUCUUUUUUGAAUAAGGGCUGCUCUCAAUUUUUGACAACUACACCAAAUUUCAUGCAACUUCUCCACGAUUUGUCAUGUGGCCCAACAGCUCAGCCUAAGAACCAGCUUCUCGUGUUAAGAAUCAUUUGCAAUUCCUUCACUUCACUUGAAGAAUGGGCACCAUCAAAUAAGGAGCAGAUUUUUGUCAUUAUUAAUAAUUUAUUGGAAAGCCCUGGACUUGGAAAGAAUCAGCAAACGUCACUUGCAGCUGUCGUCAUUAACUACAGCUGCUACUUUGGUAAGGCUAGGGACAGGAAUGAGGGGAUUGUUGAUUUAGUUCAAAUUAUCACAAAAGUUUUAAGUACAGCUGGAAUGAGUGAUGAGGGAGUUUAUGGAGCUCUUAUAAGCUUAGGAACACUGCUAUCAAUGAAAUCUGAGGAGAGUGUAUCAAUCCCACCUAUAGUUCAUAGCAUUUUAGCAACACUUCUUGAUAGUGAUAUAACAAAGAUUUCUGAUUGUUCCCUGUUAUUGCUGGAGUCUUUAAACCACUGAAAAGAGAAAGAAAAGAUACUUAUUUAUAAUGUUUAAGAUUGAGUUUGAUCACAUUUGAACUUAUGAUUAUUAUUAAUAAUUUUUACCAUAAAAAA
Molecule: messenger RNA, 2530 nt
Organism: Amphimedon queenslandica
Lineage: Eukaryota; Metazoa; Porifera; Demospongiae; Haplosclerida; Niphatidae
Product: phospholipase A-2-activating protein-like
Exons: 28
Coding region: 30-2435 (801 amino acids)
Biological process (GO): ubiquitin recycling; proteasome-mediated ubiquitin-dependent protein catabolic process
Cellular component (GO): cytoplasm; nucleus
Molecular function (GO): ubiquitin binding
Source: RefSeq, a predicted model, not a curated record